AGCUAUAGGACUUGUUGGGAAUACGCUGGUGUUCAUAAGGCAUUCCUUGGCAUGAGUUUAUGGUGUAAAAUUCCCACUUUCAGCUUCAUAUGUUUGUCCUGUAACAGGGAAGAUGGAGGCUGGUGGAGGAGCUGGUUACAGCAAAGUAUUCAAACUGUCAAAGAGAAGUCCACAGAGGCCUUGGAGUUCAUGAAACGGGACUUGACUGAGUUCAGCCAGGUGGUCCAGCAUGACACAGCCUGCACCAUCGCGGCCACCGCCAGCGUGGUCAAAGAGAAGCUGGCUACGGAGGGUUCUUCUGGCACAACAGAGAAAGUGAGAAAAGGACUUUCCAACUUCCUGGGCGUCAUCUCAGACACCUUUGCACCUUCGCCAGACAAGACUAUCGACUGUGACGUCAUAACUCUGAUGGCAACCCCUUCCGGGACCACCGAGUUGUAUGACAGUGCCAAGGCCCGGCUAUACAGCCUUCAGUCCGACCCAGCCACCUAUUGCAAUGAACCAGAUGGACCCUCUGAGCUCUUUGAGGCCUGGCUAUCACACUUUGACCUAGAAGAGAAAAAAAAGGAGAUCUCGGAGCUGCUGGGGAGCAGCCCGUCCAUCCGAUCACUGUACACCAAAAUGGUGCCAGUGGCUGUGUCCCACUCAGAGUUCUGGCAACGCUACUUCUAUAAAGUCCAUCAGUUGGAGCAGGAGGAAGUUCGAAGGGAGGCUCUGAAGCAGCGGGCUGAGCAGAGUGUUCAUUUCGAGGAGGCAGGCUGGGAGGAGGAGGAGGAGGAGUUCCUUGGGUCGUCACCAGCCCCCCAGUUUCAUGUCAACAUUCAGUCUCUCCAAGAGAUGAAGCCACCCUCCCCCAUCUCUGCAGAAUUUGUCACUCCGACCCUGGAGGCAUCCGUGGAAAGCUGGGCUAUGCUGAGCACCCCAGUGGAGGUCACCCCGUCGGAAAGCAGUGAGAGCAUCUCCUUGGUGACUCAAAUCGCAACCCCCCUGGCCGUACCUACUGCCCCUUUACAGACUGGAGCCCAGCUCUUUGGGGCAGGAGACCUCUCUCAGAGGCUGCAGGAAGCGAGUGCGGAAGAGCCGGCCUCAUCACCAAAGCCAGAAGAGCCCAUGCGGCCUCCUCCAGCCUCACAGGAAGUGAAGCCUUCUCCGGAGAAGCCCAAGGAGCAAGUGGAGAACAAGCUGGCAAACAGGAUAGAGAGGGAGGAUGGACCCACAGAUCUGCGAGUCUUUGAACUCAACUCGGACAGCGGGAAAUCCACACCCUCCAAUAACGGGAAGAAAGGCUCCAGCACAGAUGUCAGCGAGGACUGGGAAAAGGACUUUGACUUGGACAUGACCGAGGAAGAGGUGCAGCUGGCACUCUCCAAGGUGGAUAUCUCUGAGGAGCUGGAUGAUGAAGAAUGGGAAAACUGGGAGUAGUAGCCGUUGCUCCCUGUGCCGUGCAUCCUGGGCUCGUCCCCUGCCCCACCCCCUCCUCUGCACCAUCCAAUGUGAAUUAAAUCACAAAGCAACUGGUCUCUCUUCCUGUGUAAAUGUGUUCCAGGCUGGAUGCAUCUCAUCUCUGCUAAAAAAACCCUGUUGGGGGAUCUUGGACCACAGCACACUUGGAUUCUGAUGGUGGCUGGUAUCGCAUGAGGGGGUGCUGAAGAACAUUGUUCUGGGGUGUGUGCAUGUAUAGAAAGUGGCACUAGGCACAUCUUUCCAGUGGAUCCUCUGGACUCAGUCUACUCUUGGAACUGCCCCAGUGUGGAUUUUUAGUUUUUCUUUUUUCGGCUUGAGGUGGAUGUCAAGUGAUGGUGGGUUUGGGGGGGGGAAUAGCUGGACGAUAGGGUGGGGGAGAGUGUCCCUGAGUUUUAUUGCACCUAUAGGAGAAAGGAUUGUUCUUGAUCACUCACUCUAUAGGCUGGCAUUUUGCUGGCUGCAUUCCCCUUUGUGUGACUUUACUGAAAUGCAGCAAUGGGUUUUCUUGGGGAGGACUUGUGGGUAAAUCCCUUUUUCCCAUUGUGACCCACAAACCAGUCAUAAGGGAGGAGAACCUGUAGCAUGGCCACAGGCAGACUUUUCACCCCCCAUGUGCUUCCCCACAUAGCAGCUCAGUUUUCCCCCCAGGAACUGGAACACCUCCCUACCUCAGUUUCCCUCCCAUGUUUCUGGCCCGUUCUUUCUUCUCCCUUGCAGGACUUGAAGCACUUUUUAAACCUUGGGGAAAAAAUUGCACAGAAUCAGGAACCAUCUCCUACGGAAGCCGCCGUGCAGUGACUGGGAGUUUGACAGGAGGCCUCCCCCUUGGGUGGUGCCUUCCAUCUUUGGAGAGCCCUCUUGCUUACGUCAUUAGCUCAGUUCCUCUUGGCUGGUUGCCCUGCUAGACUUGCAUCAGUGGCAUGGUCUGCUCUGAAGGGCUUGUGUUUGCCAAAACCUCUUGCUUUUCUUCUUUCCGUUGUGCUGAUGCCAUUUGGUAGCAUCCAUGGAUCCGUCCACCGGCGUCCAUCUGAGGCCCCUCUGGAAGCCCUUCUUCGCCAUGCUGAGCAUCGCCUGUCCUCCACCCCUUCAGGGA
Gekko japonicus is the source of this 2557-nucleotide messenger RNA. It is a transcript of the gene BSDC1, whose product is annotated as BSD domain containing 1. The record is from RefSeq and is a predicted model, not a curated record. Gene Ontology annotation, cellular component: cytoplasm. Bases 52 to 1422 code for a protein of 456 amino acids. Lineage: Eukaryota; Metazoa; Chordata; Lepidosauria; Squamata; Gekkonidae. The transcript has 10 exons.